Messenger RNA from Euleptes europaea (tarantolino), 1400 nucleotides. RefSeq names its product solute carrier family 25 member 36-A-like. Bases 1 to 1389 code for a protein of 462 amino acids. Gene Ontology annotation, molecular function: pyrimidine nucleotide transmembrane transporter activity. Gene Ontology annotation, cellular component: mitochondrion. The record is from RefSeq and is a predicted model, not a curated record. The transcript is spliced from 8 exons. Gene Ontology annotation, biological process: pyrimidine nucleotide import into mitochondrion. NCBI's taxonomy places the organism in Eukaryota, Metazoa, Chordata, Lepidosauria, Squamata, Sphaerodactylidae.
AUGAGCGCAUUGCCUCUCGCUGCCCGUCCUCCCUACCGCCAUUCCUUGCUGGUGUCUGACACUCCCUCCUCUGGCUGGUGUGGUUUCUCCUCAGUGGUCUACAUCUAUGGGCCCCUGGAGACAUGGCAGCAGAUCAUGCGCCUGGUGCAUGCUCAGAACAUGACCAAUGGUGACUAUGCCUUCUUCCACCUGGACCUCUUUGGGGAGGUCCAGGAUGCAGAAGGCCUCCGAGAGGCCUUCCAGUUUAUCCCCAUACGCCUGGCCAAUCUUGGCGGAGCGGAGGCUCGAACCCGGGCGGGGAGGAGGCGCCUGGCUCGCCCCCGCCUCCUCCGGCCCGUCCCCCGACGGCCGAGCGAGCUGGGGCGGAGAGCUGGCUGCGCAACGAGCCGCAGCAUCUGCAGGGGGGACAGGGCGGCGGGCGCGGAGCUGCGAGGCGCCGGAGGGAUGGCCGGCCGGAGCACGGCGCUGCACCUCGCGGCCGGCGGAAUCGGUGGCACGGUGGGCGCCAUUUUGACCUGCCCCUUGGAAGUGGUGAAGACCCGCCUGCAGUCCUCCUCGUUGUCCCUGCGGCCCCUUUACCUACCUGCGGUACAGCUGCAGGGAGUGAACGGGGCACUGAUCCGCCCAUGUCUCCCUUCAGUAGGAGCACUUGAGCUUCUGAGAACCAUUCUUGAGAAAGAAGGAAUCCGCUCUCUCUUCCGAGGCUUGGGGCCUAAUCUCGUUGGAGUUGCUCCUUCCAGGGCCAUUUAUUUUGCUGCAUAUUCAGGGGCGAAGGAGAAACUCAACAUGGUUCUCGUGCCUGAGUCCAAGAAAGUUCACAUGCUCUCAGCAGCCUGUGCAGGAGUCACUUCGGCCACCUUGACCAACCCCAUCUGGCUGGUGAAGACCAGAAUGCAGCUGGAAGCCAGGGCCAGAGGGGAGGUACGUGGUAGUGCUCUUCAAUGCGCCAUGCGGGUUUACCACACGGAGGGCCUGCGAGGCUUUUACCGUGGGAUUUCGGCCUCGUAUGCCGGAGUCUCCGAAACAGUCAUGCAUUUUGUUAUCUACGAGGCGCUGAAGCAACGGCUGAGGGAACAUCGGCCUUUCUUGUCUCCAUCCCUCAACUUCACACCCAACAGCCAGGACUUCUUUGGGCUGAUGGGAGCAGCUGCUGUCUCAAAAACCUGUGCCUCGUGCAUCGCCUACCCACAUGAAGUCAUCCGGACACGGCUACGAGAGGAGGGUUCCCGUUACCUCUCUUUCAUACAAACCCUGCAGCUUGUGGUCAAAGAAGAGGGUCCCUCGGCUCUUUACCGGGGGCUUCCGGCCCACCUGAUCCGCCAGAUCCCCAACGCAGCUAUCGUCAUGGUCACCUAUGAACUGACUAUUCACCUGGCGACAAAAAUAUGACUCCUUUCCCU